Molecule: messenger RNA, 981 nt
Organism: Colletotrichum karsti
Lineage: Eukaryota; Fungi; Ascomycota; Sordariomycetes; Glomerellales; Glomerellaceae
Exons: 3
Coding region: 1-981 (326 amino acids)
Source: RefSeq, a predicted model, not a curated record
AUGCUCGCCAAGAGGUCCAUCCGGCUUGCUGCCUAUGCAGCUUUUGCGCCAUUGUGCGGAGGUUUCGGCGUGGCUUCGUCCAACGACGGCAAUGUCAUCGCCAACGCCCUUUUCAACGGUGCCGGGGUCACAGUUCUAUCCGGAUCGUCGUCCUUUACGGGGGGUGUCAACAGCUCCGGGGUGUUCACCGGCGGCCUCGGCGGCAUCGGAAGCGGCGCCAUCUUCACGUCCGGCAACGUCGCCGGAGCUCUCCCGGGUGGCAACGUCAACGUGAACAACUACGGGGGCAGUUCUAUUUACUGCGGUUCGGGUGCACAGAAUUCCGCGGUCCUCUCCGUGAACAUCAAUCUCAGCGUCGGAUACGACGCCGUCCAACUCCAGUUCAUCCUGGCAUCGGCAGAUACGAUUAAUCCUGAUCCCAUCGGCAUCUAUCUGGACAGUCAACUUUACUCCGUAGAUACCAGCGGCAACCUCAUCACGGCGGCGUCUAGCUUCCUCGCGCAACCGAUCGGAAUCACGCCGCCGAACAGCGUCACGUCGUACAACAUGUCGUCCCCUCCUCUCCUCUUGCCGAUUUUCACGACCCCCGGAACACACACCAUGGUGUUCGCCAUUUGCGACGCAAGCAAUGCAAAUUUUGAUUCCGCCCUCAUGAUCAGAGCUGCCGGCUGCGCGGGUAACGCCUGUGCUUCGCAGCUCAAGAUUAACUAUGUCACCGUAACCUCAAUCGUUGCCGCCGGACAGGAGUACACGUCGACGGUCAAGGCUUCGGGGACUGUCUCGGGUACUCCCAACAAGUUCAAUAACAUUACCAAGUUCAACCCUAUCAACUUCGGGCCUGCUGAGCCCAUCAAGUUCACCUCUGGCUACAGCGUCCUCGUCAGUCACACGGAGUUCAACCUCCAUGAGCGGCGAACUACCCCCGACCACCACAUCGUCUCCCACGACAUCCAGUACGCUCGCGCGAUCAUCAUCAGCUAG